AUGAGCAGUAAAUGGCUAUGUCAGAGCAUAGAGACAAAGGCACUGGGUGGAAGAUACAGCUACAAGUUCUGCGGCAUAGAAAUGGUGGCUUCGAGUAAUGAUGACUACGGGGACAGGAGUGAUGAGGUGGGCUGUGUUCACUCUUGCUUUGAUGACCAGUUCAGAUGUCCCAGUGGCCGGUGUAUCCCGGGGCAUUGGGCCUGUGAUGGUGACAGUGACUGUGGAGACUUCAGUGAUGAAACACAAGUCAACUGCACCAAAUCGGACGUUCACUCUCCGGCUGGCUGCACUGGGAAUGAAUUUCAGUGCCGCCCUGAUGGAAACUGCAUCCCGGAUCUGUGGCGCUGUGAUGGAGAAAAAGAUUGUGAAGAUGGCAGUGACGAAAAGGGCUGUAACGGGACCGUCCGACUGUGUGACCACAAAACCAAGUUUUCCUGCAGGAGUCCAGGGAGAUGCAUCAACAAUGCCUGGGUCUGUGAUAGAGAUGUUGACUGUGAGGAUCAGUCUGAUGAAGAAGACUGUGACAGUUUCUUGUGUGGACCACCCAAGUACCCUUGUGCUAAUGACACCUCCGUGUGCCUGCAGCCAGAGAAACUCUGCAAUGGGAGAAGGGACUGUCCAGAUGGGUCAGAUGAAGGCGACCUUUGCGAUGAAUGUUCUCUGAACAAUGGAGGUUGUAGCAACCACUGUUCUGUUGUUCCUGGAAGAGGAAUUGUCUGCUCCUGCCCAGAAGGACAUCAGCUCAAGAAAGACAACAGAACCUGUGAAAUUGUGGACUACUGUGCCUCCCACCAGAGGUGCAGCCAAGUGUGUGGGCAGCACAAGCACAUGGUCAAGUGCUCCUGUUACAAAGGCUGGACACUGGGUACAGAUGGGGAAAGCUGCACCAGUGUGGGUGAGUAGAUACUGCAAACCAUGAAAACAAACCCCCAAACACCUUGAAAACUUUUAAUGGAAGGAUUCCAUUUAUUCUCUAUAUAGCCUUUAAAAGUUAUGUCACUUUUAAGCUGUUCCAAUACCUCUGGAAAAGAUGUGUUAUAACAUACCUUCCAAUUAUAGUUCUCUGACCCUUAGCCAUCUGAUCACUACCACUCUUCUAACCGGU
Peromyscus eremicus (cactus mouse) is the source of this 1105-nucleotide messenger RNA. Its product is annotated as low-density lipoprotein receptor-related protein 1B-like. NCBI's taxonomy places the organism in Eukaryota, Metazoa, Chordata, Mammalia, Rodentia, Cricetidae. The record is from RefSeq and is a predicted model, not a curated record. Gene Ontology annotation, molecular function: protein binding. The coding region runs from base 1 to 903 and encodes 300 amino acids. The transcript is spliced from 5 exons.